Messenger RNA from Triticum dicoccoides, 2039 nucleotides. RefSeq lists its product as uncharacterized. The coding region runs from base 214 to 1350 and encodes 378 amino acids. Lineage: Eukaryota; Viridiplantae; Streptophyta; Magnoliopsida; Poales; Poaceae. The transcript is spliced from 2 exons. The record is from RefSeq and is a predicted model, not a curated record.
GCCCUCUGCCGCCGCUUUUUUGCCUGCCUUGCACCGCCGCCGCCCCCUCUCCCUCUCUUCUAGAUUUCUCCAGUCGAUCUGCCUGUGUCCGUCUUUACCCACGCUUCUAGAUCAACAGCUUCUGGUAUCUUUCGGCGAGAACCUCCCUACCGCUAGGCCAUCUGAAGAUUCUGAUAAUUGGAGGCUUACAAUAUUUUUUGCGCAGGUGACAUUAUGAGUCGUAGGUAUUUGAAUCUGAUAGUGCACGACUUCAGUAGUCGCAUCUAUUCGCUGUGCCGCAUCGAUGUCCGCAAGCACCUCUUCUACGAAGACUCUGAAAUGGCACAACGAGCAGCACACCCCGCAGGAGAGAAGUUGAAGAACAUUCGUGGAGUGUUGGCAGCGAUGGGCGGCUGGAAAAGAUUACCUCCGCCGGCAAUAAAUUUCCAGGCAUCGCCCAGUAUCGUAAACAAGACUUCGGUGCAUUUGUUCGCUUUACUGGGAGGGGAGAGCAACAUCCUUUACUCUGACAAUAAUUGUCAGACCACACUCUGCAACAUUGACUUGAAAAUCGUCGAUCCCUUCGCUCCUCCCAAUUCAUGCAAGAGUGCAAAUGCCAUCAGUCUCCCCAUAACCCAGGCCCAUCUUGAACCUCCCUCAUUGUACGUCUUGGAUCUCCCCUCCACUCCCAGAACCGCUUGCUCCUUUGAGGUCCUCUCGCUCCGCGAGAACAAACCGGCUCUUCCUAGGGAAUGGAGCUGGGAAAUUCUGCCGCUGCCACCAUUUUUCUGCAAUCGAAAAAUAGCCCCCGACUUGUAUUCUUAUGCUGUGGUUAAUGGUUCUACCAUAUGCAUUUCAUCUCUGAAUCAGACUAUAGGCACCUACACCUUUGACACAGUGAGCAAGGAAUGGAGCCAAGCUGCGCGCUGGGCACUGCCCUUCUUUGGCAAAGCUGAGUUUGUCCCUGAGCUCAACCUCUGGUUUGGCCUCUCAGCCUGCAACCCCUUCUCCAGCUUAUGUGCUGUCGAUCUCUCUGGAGUAGACUCUGGGCAGUCAGCAAAGUUGCAGCAUACAUGGGAUUAUCUUGAUCUGCCUGAGGACGAGCCGUGGUUGCCAUCCCAGCUGCACCUGUUCAACCUUGGCUUAGGCAAGUUUUGUGUUGCCACCUUCUUCGGGACCGAGUUGCGCACCUGUGAUAUGUCACCCUAUUCUACAGAUUCAGAUUAUGAGGACACAUAUGGAAGGGAGUUUGCUGUCUUCACCGGCCUGGAGGUGAAGCGCAGAAACGAUGGUGAGGGUCCUCUCCAGUUGAUCAGGCACAUGUCCAAACGUUUCAGCAUUGGAAGCCGUAACAUCGAGUGUGUGCUCUAAAGAAUAUUUUGUUUGUCGCCUGGCUGGUGAUCCUUGCACAGCCGCAGCAGCUCGAGGUUAAUUACAACUAGUUAUACUGUGAGCAAAGUUCAAAAAAGCGCUGGGCGCUAAUUAUGCGUUUGGGCACCUACUUGCGCUUUUCUAGCUUAGGCGUGAUUAGGCGAAAUUAGGCGCAAUUAGGCGUUAGUACUGUAACAUGAAGAAAUAAGCUAGAUGGGCUGGGCUAGCCCACUAAACCAUAGGCCCAUCUUCAUAUCCUCCUACUAAAAGCUCUCGUCUGCUGCAGUCGAUAGGAAAUUUAGGUUUCCUCCUCACGCCGCCUCCCCCCCUCGUCCUUUCUGUCUCGUUGCACGAGGCUGCCUCCCUCCCUCUUCCUCUGUCCCUUGUCGGAGAAGCUCGAUCCCUCGCCGGAGAAGCUCAAUCCCUCCCCGGAGAAGCUCGAUUUGUCGUCGGGGCAGUUGAAUCCCUCGUCGGCGAGGAUGAAUCCUCGCAGGGGAGGUCGAAUCCUCGCCGGGGAGACUGAUUUCUCACCUCAGAAAGCUGAUUCCUCGCCGGAGAGGCUGAUUUCUCGCCGGAGGACCUCGCCGGCCGCUUUUUUGAGCGCCUAGGGCCAAAGCGAGGCGCUAUGCCAACGCCCAGCGCUUAAGCGCGCCUAGGCGAGCGCCUAAUAGCGCCUUCUUGAACAGUGA